Molecule: messenger RNA, 556 nt
Organism: Condylura cristata (star-nosed mole)
Lineage: Eukaryota; Metazoa; Chordata; Mammalia; Eulipotyphla; Talpidae
Gene: NDUFB4
Product: NADH dehydrogenase (ubiquinone) 1 beta subcomplex, 4, 15kDa
Exons: 3
Coding region: 90-479 (129 amino acids)
Cellular component (GO): mitochondrion
Source: RefSeq, a predicted model, not a curated record
GCGCAGGCGCACUUCCUCAGCCAGAAGGUCAAAAUAAAGAGGGCGGGCUUUAGGCCCGCGCAGGCGCAAUUGUGGGCCAGCCUGCCAAGAUGUCGGUCCCCAAGUACGAACCGUCGCGGCUGGCCACUCUGCCCACUACCCUCGACCCUGCCGAAUACGACAUAUCUCCGGAAACCCGGCAGGCGCAAGCCGAGCGGUUGGCAAUCAGAUCCCGGCUUAAACGGGAGUACCUGCUUCAGUACAACGACCCCAGCCGCCAAGUGCUCAUCGAAGAUCCUGCCUUGGUGCGUUGGACCUAUGCAAGAUCAGCAAAUAUCUAUCCCAAUUUCAGACCCACUCCCAAGAACUCCCUUUUAGGAGCUCUAGUCGGAAUUGGGCCCCUCUUUUUCUUGUAUUAUGUUUUGAAAACUGACAGAGAUAAGAAAGAAAAACUUAUCCAGGAAGGAAAAUUGGAUCGAACAUUUACCAUCUCAUAUUAAGUCUGAUGAUGAUAAUUAUGUAUUACUGUUUAAAUAAAUCUGUCAAUCAUUAAAUCUUUCUUUUUCUUAGUAUUGUU